AUGGCCGUCAAGGCACCGUCUCUGCCGCCGCCACUGACCGACAAAACCUACCACACCUUGCUCACUCCGGAGCAGGUAACCCACAUUCGCGCAACUGCCCCUGCCAUCUGGUAUCAACGCAUCACCCAGCGCAUCCAGGAAGCAGAAGCCUGGUCAAAGGUAAUUUUUCGUGGCAUGCGCCUUGCCCUGAACAAGGUGCUACUUACUUUCUCUCAUGACUCUCUGGACACCCUUAUUCAAGAUGCUCUGCGGGCCAUCCGCAUCAUAUUCAAUCUUGAGCCCCAUGCUGCCUCCCCUACCCCAACGGGCGCAUGCACUGUCGCGCUGCCCCAGGGUUUUCAUCCUGUCCUGCCUACCAUUAAACUGUUCAUUCUGGCAUGCCCGAGGCGCCACCUCAUGAGCGGGUCUCUGCUCACUGGAGAAGAAAUCAUGACUGAGCUUCAUACCAACCCCAUUUUCACGGACAUCUAUUUCAAUGGCAUACCUGCCUUCACCACCUUUGCGGGGUCAGAGGAUACGCAGGAGCAUGUGCCCCUUAUUUUCUCCAUCGAAAACCCCAAGCGGGACUUCUGUUCGCAUUUCUUGAUCAGCCGCGACAACCGUGAGCUUUUCACCGAGCCUCACCUCCCCACGCAUAUCAUCGGAGGAAAUCCCUCCACAGGCGCUAUCAUCGAUCUGGUAUGGGCCUCGAGCGGCCCCCGGUUCGCUCUUUCACAGUAUGCUGUCGAGGAUUCCCCUUGGACCUCAGACCAUUCCCUCAUUACCUAUACAAUCUGCACUGAGGCCGCUCCCAUGGAAGUUGACCUUGGUUUCUGCGUGGACCCCUCCCUACAGAGUGAGUGGCUUGAUGCCCUCACCAUAGCUCUUUUAACCAACCCUCCCCCCCCUAGCUACUUCUCCACCUCUGACCUCGAUCAGGGUGCUGCGGCGCUUUUGUGUGCCAUCAAUGCAGCCAAUAUCACCACCUUCCCACCAUGCACCCACACCCACCAGCCAUCACAACUGUGGUGGAAUGACGGCUGCGACUUCAUCAGAUGGCGAGUCCAGGACGCCAUCAGCACCGUGGAGCAUCGACGUGCAAAGCGAGACCUUCAACAAGUCAUCCACACAGCACGUAAGGAGUGGGCCAUUGUGGCAGCCUCCCAGCUGCAACACACUAACCCCUGA
This is a messenger RNA of Laetiporus sulphureus 93-53, 1167 nucleotides long. RefSeq lists its product as uncharacterized. The coding region runs from base 1 to 1167 and encodes 388 amino acids. The transcript has 2 exons. Lineage: Eukaryota; Fungi; Basidiomycota; Agaricomycetes; Polyporales; Laetiporaceae. The record is from RefSeq and is a predicted model, not a curated record.